AUGGAGCACUUCCACAAAGGUCGCCCGGAGAUCAUUCAGAUAUUCUCGCCCGAGUCACAGAAAUGUGACUCGGCCCACAAGGCUAUGGACCGGGAUAAGCUCCGCGGCCUACUCUUCGACGCGGCGCGCAGCUACUCGCGCGCCGUCAUACAUGCGCAGCAAGGAAAAGGCCAUGAUCGCACGUUAUCCGCUCUGCUGUACAUCGUCCCCAAAGACGAGCAUCUCCCUGAGUUUUUCGCCGAUCCUGUCUACGACUUCUCGCGUCCCAGUUGGGUGAUGACGGGCUCAACCAACAUUGCCUACCAAGAAGCGGGCUUCGUACUGCACCAACCCAAGUCGGUAUGGGUUCAGUACCGUGUUGGAGAUCGUGGCGCACUAUUCUCGGUGGUCGCGAACAAGGGUAAGGGCGGGUUCUUCGUCGAAUGUCUUGAACGUGCUGCCAAGGUGGUCGAAGAUCUCUUGAAUAAUUUGUGA
Molecule: messenger RNA, 474 nt
Organism: Talaromyces rugulosus
Lineage: Eukaryota; Fungi; Ascomycota; Eurotiomycetes; Eurotiales; Trichocomaceae
Exons: 1
Coding region: 1-474 (157 amino acids)
Biological process (GO): carnitine metabolic process
Cellular component (GO): mitochondrion; peroxisome
Molecular function (GO): carnitine O-acetyltransferase activity
Source: RefSeq, a predicted model, not a curated record